AUGCGUUAUUUUCACUUUCGAUUUGUCAGUGUUGUGCAAUAUACAUACACAUGUAAAUCACAAUUCCCCAGGAUGGCAUCGAGUGUUCGGCAUGAAUUUUUAGAUAUUGAUGGCAGUGUACUAGAGGGGGGUGGACAAAUUUUAAGGAAUGCUGCAACAUUGAGCUGUUUACUCAAUCAGCCCAUUCGUGUUCAGAAAAUAAGGGCAGGAAGAGAUAAACCUGGACUCAGAGCUCAACACCUCACUGGACUACAACUAGUCUCAGAAAUAUGUGGAGGAAAGCUGGAAAAUGGUGCUGUGGGGUCAACAGAAGUGACCUUUAUACCUGGGAAGGUCAAGGCUGGGGCAUAUAAAGCUGACACCAAAACUGCUGGGAGUAUAUGUUUAUUGAUGCAGGCAGCUGUGCCCUGCUGUUUCUUCAGUGAUGGAGAAGUACAUAUGUCCUUGAUUGGUGGAACCAAUGCUGAAAUGGCUCCACAAAUUGACUAUAUUCUAAUGGUAUUUCGUCCUAUUGCUGCACGUUUUGGACUCCAUUUUGAAGGUGAAAUUAAGAGAAGGGGUUUCUUCCCAAAAGGAGGAGGAGAGGUUCAUGUUAAGGUGUCCCCCAGUCCUGGUCUACGAGGAAUCACAAUGACAGAACAGGGCUCGGUCACCAGAAUAUUUGGCCUAUCAUUUGUGGCAGGGGUGCUGCCUAAAAAGGUAGCUCACAUUAUGGCCGAGUGUGCUACAGGUGUCAUCAAAGAACACUAUCGAGGGGUCCCCAUCCAGAUAGAAGUGCAUAAAGAAACUGAGGGAAUCGGGGUCGGGUGUGGGAUUAUAGUUGUGGCAGAAACAAGCACUGGCUGUUUGCUGGCAGGAUCAGCUCUGGGGAAGAAAGGUAAGCCUGCUGAGAGGGUCGGACAGGAGGCGGGGGACAUGCUGAUUAACAACUUGUUUAAUGGCGGCUGUGUGGAUGAGUUUCUACAAGAUCAGCUGAUAGUCCUGAUGGCAGUAGCUGAAGGGAAGUCAGAAAUCCUGUGUGGCCCUUUAUCCCUGCACACUGAAACCGCCAUACAUGUGGCGUCAUUGAUGACAAAGGCAAAAUUUGAAGUGCAAAAAUUGACAAAGAAUUCUACUAUCAUUAAAUGUGAAGGAAUUGGUUUAAAAUCUACAGACAAUAGUUGAGACUUUAAAACUAGAAAUUUCAAAGAAUUUGAUCUAAUACCAAGCUAUACUUUCAAAACAAGCAACCCAAAGAAAGGACUUCUGUUCUUUUGAUGAUAUAUGUGUGGAUUUACCAACAGAAAAAAAAAGUUUAGAGAUCUGCAUUUUUUGCUCAACUUCUUGCAAUUAAUGAUGUAGAAAGGAAAAUAAUUGAUCUGAACUUUUACAAAUUCAAAUUCAAGGUGAAAACAGAUUUGUUUUCUAAAGGUGGUUCUUAGAAACAGUGCUUCAUCUGGAUUGUUUUUAUAUUUGGAGAGAAUUAUAAUCUUAAUCACAUGAGGACUUGAAUCAUUAAAUGUGUCAGAUCUG
Molecule: messenger RNA, 1512 nt
Organism: Saccostrea echinata
Lineage: Eukaryota; Metazoa; Mollusca; Bivalvia; Ostreida; Ostreidae
Product: RNA 3'-terminal phosphate cyclase-like
Exons: 11
Coding region: 1-1164 (387 amino acids)
Biological process (GO): RNA processing
Cellular component (GO): nucleus
Molecular function (GO): RNA-3'-phosphate cyclase activity
Source: RefSeq, a predicted model, not a curated record